AUGGAUAAUAUUAAAAUUCCAACCCGUGUUGAGGAGGCAUUUAAUGAUCCAAAGUGGGCUGAAGCCAUGAAUAUUGAAAUGGAGGCAUUGCAAAAAAAUAAUACAUGGGACAUUGUUGAUCUACCAAAGGGAAAGAAGCAUGUAGAAUGCAGAUGGGUGUUUACAGUUAAAUAUAAUGCAGAUGGUACUGUGGAGAGGUACAAGGCAAGAUUAGUAGCUAAAGGGUUCACUCAGACAUAUGGAGUUGAUUGUCAUGAUACUUUUGCACCUGUGGCUAAGAUGAAUACUGUCAGAGUUUUGUUGUCCUUAUCAGUAAACUUGGAUUGGACCCUGAGGCAAUUUGAUGUAAAAAAUGCAUUCUUACAUGGUGAACUAGAAGAAGAAGUGUACAUGAGUCUUCCACCAGGGUAUAGGGUUACCGGUGAAACGGGGAACGUGUGCAAAUUGAAAAAGGCGUUGUACGGGAAGUAUGUCAUGGACCUACUAGCAGAUACUGGAAUGCUUGAUUGUAAACCAGUUGAUACACCUAUUGUUGAGAAUCAUAAACUUGGUGUUUAUGUGGAUCAGGUCCCAACUAACAGAGAAGAUACCAAAGAUUAUGCAGGGAAUAUUACAGAUAGACGUUCUACAUCAGGUUACUUCACCUUUGUUGGUGGUAACCUAGUUACGUGGCGUAGCCAGAAGCAAAACAUUGUGUCUCGGUCCUCCGCAGAAUCUGAGUUCAGAGGGAUUGCCCAAGGACCGAAUGCUGCUACAAAGCUCCACUGUGAUAAUCAGUCUGCAUUUGAAAUUGCUAACAAUCCGGUGCAACAUGAUCGAACUAAGCAUGUAGAAGUUGAUCGACAUUUUAUUAAGGAGAAGCUGGAGCAUAAGUUAAUUUCCAUACCUUUUGUGCCUUCUUCAGAGCAGCUUGCAGAUAUGUUGACCCAUACCGUGUCCAAGCACCGAUUUGAAGACUCACUUGACAAGUUGGGCAUUACCAAUAUCUAUGCACCAACUUGA
Messenger RNA from Prunus armeniaca (apricot), 1002 nucleotides. The record is from the annotation of a GenBank genome assembly. NCBI's taxonomy places the organism in Eukaryota, Viridiplantae, Streptophyta, Magnoliopsida, Rosales, Rosaceae.